This is a messenger RNA of Sesamum indicum (sesame), 3305 nucleotides long. RefSeq names its product Glycosyl transferase, family 35. Gene Ontology annotation, biological process: glycogen catabolic process. Gene Ontology annotation, cellular component: cytoplasm. Lineage: Eukaryota; Viridiplantae; Streptophyta; Magnoliopsida; Lamiales; Pedaliaceae. The record is from RefSeq and is a predicted model, not a curated record. Gene Ontology annotation, molecular function: pyridoxal phosphate binding; glycogen phosphorylase activity.
ACAGCUUACGCCACUCGGCACGAGAAAGUAUCGGGAAACGAUCAAUUCCAAUGGGGGCAACCUUUCGCUACAAGACAACACACUCCACCACUCACUGUCUCCAAGAUAUUUCUCACUCUCCUUCUUCUUCUUCUUCUUCUUCUCAGUCGGUAGGGAUCAGUGAUUGUGUGCAUUUGAGAGAAAGUAAGACAGAGAGAGAGAGAGAAUAGCGGUAGGGCGAAAAUGGCGACCUCAUCCACCGGAGGGGUGGCGACGACGUUGUCACGCUGUUCUUCCAAUGCCAGACUGAUCGAUUUCACCUCCCGAAAUCGUAGCGUCAGGGUGUUGUUGUUGAGAAGAGCAAAUCCGUCAUUAUGCGUCAGGUGUGUCUCCAGUGAGCAGAAGGAGAGAGUACAGGAUCGGAUCGCCGAGAAAGAAGUUCUCGGCAAUCUGAGUUCUUUUGCUCCUGAUGCUGCAUCUAUUGCCUCAAGCAUCAAACACCAUGCCGAGUUCACACCAUUGUUUUCUUCUCAUAACUUUGAGCCCUCCAAGGCUUUCUUUGCCACAGCGCAAAGUGUGCGUGAUGCACUUAUUAUUAAUUGGAACACAACAUAUGAUCUUUAUGAAAAGAUGAAUGCAAAGCAGGCCUAUUAUUUGUCUAUGGAAUUUUUACAGGGUAGAGCGUUGUUAAAUGCAAUUGGUAAUUUGGAGCUCACUGGUGAAUAUGCAGAGGCUCUGGAAAAGCUUGGCCACACUCUAGAAACUGUAGCUUCUCAGGAGUCAGAUGCCGCACUUGGAAAUGGGGGUUUGGGCCGUCUUGCUUCCUGUUUUCUGGACUCUUUGGCUACCUUAAACUACCCCGCAUGGGGUUAUGGGCUUCGGUACAAGUAUGGCCUAUUUAAACAGCAAAUUACAAAGGAUGGUCAAGAGGAGGUUGCUGAAAAUUGGCUUGAAAUUGGCAAUCCCUGGGAAAUUGUUAGAAAUGAUGUUUCUUAUCCUGUGAAAUUUUAUGGAAAAGUGGUGACGGGAUCAGAUGGGAAGAGUCGUUGGGUAGGUGGUGAAGAUAUUAUGGCUGUUGCAUAUGAUGUGCCAAUUCCAGGAUACAAGACGAAAACUACAAUCAAUCUUAGGUUGUGGUCCACAAAAGUACCUUCUAACCAAUUUGAUUUGUCUGCCUUCAAUGCUGGAGAACACGCGAAAGCUUGUGAGGCCCAAGCAAAUGCUGAAAAAAUUUGUUAUAUACUUUACCCUGGAGAUGAAUCAGAGGAGGGAAAAGUUCUUCGACUGAAGCAACAAUACACACUAUGCUCCGCAUCUCUCCAAGACAUUAUUGCUAGGUUUGAGAGAAGAUCUGGUGGAAAUGUGAGAUGGGAAGAGUUCCCUGAUAAAGUUGCUAUUCAGAUGAAUGACACCCACCCAACGCUAUGCAUACCAGAGCUAAUGAGAAUUUUGAUGGACUUGAAGGGCAUGAGUUGGGAGGAAGCUUGGCCUAUUACACAGAGGACUGUUGCAUAUACAAAUCACACUGUUUUGCCUGAGGCCCUGGAGAAAUGGAGUUUCGAUCUGAUGCAGAGACUACUUCCAAGACAUGUUGAGAUCAUAGAAAAGAUUGAUGAACAGUUAAUUCAAGAGAUAAUAUCAGAAUAUGGCACAUCAAAUCUUGAAAUGUUGGGAGAGAAGUUGGUCGCAAUGAGAAUUUUAGAAAAUUUUGAUCUGCCUGCUCCGAUUGCGGAUUUAUUUGCCAAACCAAAAGAAAGCCCUGUUGAUGAGACCGGUGAGAAAGUAGAAACUAAUGAUGUAGUUUCAAUUACCGAGAAAAAUGAACUUGAAGGAGAAUGCACAUCGGAGAACGAAGCAGUAAAGCAGAAAGCAGCUCCUAGACCUCCAAAAAUGGUCCGGAUGGCUAACCUUUGUGUUGUCGGGGGUCAUGCUGUGAAUGGCGUUGCUGAGAUCCACAGUGAAAUAGUUAAGAAAGAAGUCUUUAAUGAUUUUUUCCAGUUAUGGCCUAAUAAGUUUCAGAACAAAACAAAUGGGGUUACACCUAGAAGAUGGAUCUAUUUCUGCAAUACCGAUCUAAGUGCAGUAAUAACUAAGUGGAUAGGCACUAAGGACUGGGUCCUGAAAACUGAGAAAUUGGCAGAACUGCGGAAGUUUGCAGAUAACGAGGAUCUCCAAAUUGAGUGGAGGACUGCUAAAAGAAACAACAAAAUUAAGGUUGCAUCAUUCCUCAAAGAAAGAACUGGGUAUUCUGUUAAUCCUGAUGCAAUGUUUGACAUCCAGGUUAAACGUAUUCAUGAAUACAAGCGGCAGCUAUUAAAUAUCCUGGGAAUUGUUUAUCGCUAUAAGAAAAUGAAAGAAAUGACUGCAUCUGAAAGGAAAGCCAAGUUUGUUCCUCGAGUCUGUAUUUUUGGGGGAAAAGCAUUUGCUACAUAUGUGCAGGCCAAGAGAAUCGUAAAAUUUAUUACAGAUGUUGGGGCUACGAUAAAUCACGAUCCAGAUAUUGGUGAUUUGUUGAAGGUCAUAUUUGUUCCGGAUUACAAUGUCAGUACUGCUGAAUUGUUAAUCCCAGCGAGUGAGCUUUCACAGCAUAUCAGUACUGCUGGGAUGGAAGCCAGUGGAACCAGCAACAUGAAGUUUGCGAUGAAUGGUUGUCUCUUGAUUGGGACCUUGGAUGGUGCCAACGUGGAAAUUAGAGAGGAAGUAGGAGAGGACAAUUUUUUCCUUUUUGGUGCUCAAGCUCACGAGAUAGCAGCACUUAGAGAAGAAAGAGCUGCAGGCAAGUUUGUACCAGAUAAACGUUUUGAAGAAGUCAAAAAAUUUGUGAGGAGUGGUGCUUUCGGGCCUUACAACUAUGAUGAAUUGAUGGGAUCCUUGGAAGGGAAUGAGGGAUUUGGUCGAGCAGACUAUUUUCUCGUGGGCAAGGACUUCCCUAGUUACAUUGAAUGUCAAGAGAAGGUUGACGAAGCUUAUCGAGAUCAAAGGCGAUGGACUAAGAUGUCGAUACUGAAUACAGCAGGUUCCCACAAGUUCAGCAGCGACAGGACAAUUCACGAGUACGCCAAGGACAUAUGGAACAUUAACCCUUUCGAAAUAAUUUAGACAUCGACAUGCGAUGUCCGUGUGCAAGGCAGCCAACCAGCCAAUCCUCUUUCGUCCUAAGCUUUUGUAUAGGAAGUUAGUGAAGAUUAAUAAAUAUAUGAUGAGAAAAUCUGACAUAUUGUAUCAGUUAUACUGGAUCACUUCAAUUCCUUAUUCCUAGGUCUGUCGUAGACUUCGUGAAAAUGCUCCUGCUUGAGCUUGAAAUAAUACUGGCAACUUUUCUAAUA